AACUGACAGGGUGAAAUGUUUUUUGAGAAUAAUCCCCAGCAGUUCUGCCACCAGCCGUUCUCUUACCGCUGCUCUGCAGCGCAAGAGCACUUAGCAUUAGCGUGCUAGCUGGCUGGAGAGGAGCCGGGACUGCGCAGAAUCAGUAUCCCGGGAGAUCCGCACAGCGUUGUGCCAGAAAGUUCUUGAUGUAGCCAGAGUGUUGGUGUCAAGAUGUGUGAUCAGAAGCAUGUCAGAGAGCAUGGUGAUAUGAUAAACAGUGACGAUGGAGACCAGCUGUCAGCCAGUGAUGAAUCUGAGCCUGAACAACAACCCAGCAGAGCACCAUUUGACCCAGACCUAGACCACAGUGAUCAUGAUGAUGAUGAACAUGAUAAUGUGUGUGCACCAGCAACUAUUCCCAUAUCUCAGAGUUCAUUCAGUUUGAGUGGAGGGACCUCAGCCUUCUCUGACCGCAGCCACAGUAUCUUUGACUGCCUAGACAGUAUUGGCAGGCAGACUUUCUCCUCUCUAAAUCAGAACACUGUUGCAGACGAAUCCUCACUUCACAGUCAAAACACAAGCCAUCCGUCAUCCAUCUGUCCCACACCACCAAAGAAGAGAUUAGUCCCAGACUACCUAGUGCAUCCUGAGCGCUGGACACAUUACAGUCUGGAGGAUGUGAAUGAGAGCAGUGAUCAGGAAAAUAGCAGGGUGGCUUAUCAGUUCCUGUCCAGCCUGGGGCAAGAGGCAAAAGGCAGUUCCCCUUGUGACCUCCAGCACAAGAUGAUCUUCAGACCCAAGCAACUGCCGAAGGAACAACCUAAUGAUCAGCUUUCUCUUGUGAGUGCAAAGGAGACAGGAAUGCAUCUCAGUCACCUACUGGAGGAGGAGGAGGACGAAGAGGCAGAAGGAAGGAAAACAGAAGAAAAUCUAGACAAAACUGAGAAAGGACAAAAAGAUGAAGAGAAGGACAUGAGUGGAGCUAUUGGUCAAGGAGAGGAAAAGAAAGGGGUGCAAAAAGAAAAGGUAGAAGAGUCCAGGUACCAGUUUACCUCCUUCAGGAAUAUGAUGACUAAAAACUACAGGAAGCGUUCCGGCUGUGAGGACAACUGAUGACAGCAAAGCAGUGACGUCCUCACCGUCAGCAGGGUGGAUCUCAAUGUUUCAUCGUCCAGUCACAUAUGAACUGCACUCUUACUCCACAUGCUUCAUCACCUGCCCACAGGUGUUUGUUCUGUUUCACCCAACAGCGAUGUUCUAGAGUGCUUCGCUUCAUACUUCAAGUUUCCAGUCCUUAUUGUAGAAUUUUAGUUCCUGUUGUAUUUGGUAUUCUGAAAUAAAGUAUUGAAUUCAAA
Pelmatolapia mariae (spotted tilapia) is the source of this 1334-nucleotide messenger RNA. RefSeq names its product tumor suppressing subtransferable candidate 4 (gene tssc4). The transcript is spliced from 2 exons. NCBI's taxonomy places the organism in Eukaryota, Metazoa, Chordata, Actinopteri, Cichliformes, Cichlidae. Bases 211 to 1092 code for a protein of 293 amino acids. The record is from RefSeq and is a predicted model, not a curated record.